UACAUAUAUACACUAUAUUGCCAAAAGUAUUGGCCCCGCCCUCCAAAUCAUGUGAUUCAGGUGUUUCAAUCCCCUCCAUGGACACAGGUGUAUACAAUCAAGCCCCUAGGCAUGCAGACGGCUUCUACAAACAUUGGUGAAAGAAUGGGUCGCUCUCAGGAGCUCAGUGACUCCAAGCGUGGUCCCGUGAUAGGUGGCCACCUGGGCAAUAAGUCCAUCCGUGACAUUUCCUGGCUACUAAAUAUUCCACGCUCAACUGUUAGUGGGAUUAUAACAAAGUGGAAGCAACUGGGAACAACAGCCACUCAGCCACCAAGUGGUAGGCCACGUCACAUGACAGGGCGGGGUCAGCACAUGCUGAAGCACACAGUGCGCAGAAGUCACCAACUGUCUGCA
Staurois parvus is the source of this 396-nucleotide messenger RNA. The record is from the annotation of a GenBank genome assembly. NCBI's taxonomy places the organism in Eukaryota, Metazoa, Chordata, Amphibia, Anura, Ranidae.